AUGGCUUCAAUAAACUUACUUGAAACCUCCGCAGCCAUCUUUUGCUUUCUCAUCAUCUAUUACUUGUUUUUCAAGAAACCUCAUGGCCAGUUGCUUAGAGACUGGCCGGUUCUCCGGAUGCUCCCCGGUCUGCUCGUGGAGUUCCACCGGAUCCAUGAUUUCAGCGUUGAGAUUCUAGAAAUCUCUGGCUUGACGUUCCAAUUCAAGGGACCGCCAUUCACUGGAAUGGAUAUGUUGGUCACGGUUGAUCCAGCCAACAUUUAUCAUAUAAUGAGCUCAAACUUCUCAAACUACAUCAAAGGACCUGAGUUCCAAGAAGUGUUUGAUGUGUUCGGAGACGGGAUAAUCACCACGGACUCGGAGCUCUGGAAGAAUCUGAGGAAGUCUUACCAAGCCAUGUUCCAUUCUCAGGAGUUUCAAAGGUUUUCAGUGAGUACCAUGACAAGUAAACUCAAGGACGGUCUUGUUCCUCUUCUUAAUCAUUUUGCAGAGGAAGGCACACCAGUGGACUUGCAAGAUGUGUUUGGGAGGUUCACUUUCGAUACAAUCCUAAGCCUUAUUACCGGUUCUGAUCCUAAAACUCUCUCCAAAGAAAUGCACGAGGAUGAAUCCGCUAAAGCUCUCGACGAUGUUGGAGAAGGGAUCCUGCAGAGACAUGUUAAGCCAAAGUUCUUGUGGAAGCUGCAAAACUGGAUGGGAUUCGGACAAGAGAAGAAGAUGAAAGAAGCUGAUGCAACUUUUGACCGUGUGUGCGCGAAGUACAUAUCAGACAAGAGAGAAGAGAUAACAAAAUCUCAAGGGAUUAUUGAUGGAGAUAGUCAGGAUCUUUUAACUUCCUUCAUGAAGCUUGAUACAACCAAGUACAAGCUCUUGAAGCCGAGUGAUGAUAAGUUCCUUAGAGAUACUAUCUUAGCUUUCAUUCUAGCCGGAACAGGUACAACUGCCUCUGCUCUUUCUUGGUUCUUCUGGCUGCUCUCUGAAAAUCCACAAGUGGUAGCCAAUAUUCGUCAGGAGAUCACCAACACGAAUCUAUCAAGAACAGGAAAUGUCCAAGAGGAUUCAGACAAGUUGGUGUAUUUACAUGGUGCGCUGUAUGAAGCAAUGAGACUAUAUCCACCAUCUUCCUUCGGGCGCAAGUCUUCUGUCCAAUCAGAUGUGCUUCCAACUGGGCAUAAAAUCGAUGCAAACUCUAAGGUUAUUAUCUCUCAAUAUGCGUUGGGAAGGAUGAGAGCGAUUUGGGGAGAAGAUGCGCUGCAAUUCAAGCCGGAGAGAUGGAUUUUAGGGAAUGGAAGCUUAAAGCAUGAGCCUUCCUUCAAGUUUUUAGCGUUUAAUUCUGGUCCAAGAACUUGUCUAGGUAAGCAUUUUGCUAUGAUUCAAAUGAAGAUGGUGGUAGUGGAGCUAUUACAAAACUAUGACAUAAAGGUUAUCAAAGGGCAGAAGAUUGCGCCAGUUCUUGGUUUUAUAUUGUCAAUGAAGCAUGGACUUAGAAUCACAAUUACUAAGAGAUGCACAGCUUGA
Microthlaspi erraticum is the source of this 1518-nucleotide messenger RNA. The record is from the annotation of a GenBank genome assembly. NCBI's taxonomy places the organism in Eukaryota, Viridiplantae, Streptophyta, Magnoliopsida, Brassicales, Brassicaceae.